CCGUAGCGCCGCCGCCCCCUUCCCGGCAGCGUCGCCCUUCACCCCCGCGGCGGAGCAGCGGCAGGGGCUACCGUGACGUCUCGCGGAGUCGCGUGGCGGCCGGCUGACGCACGCGGAAGCGGCCGCCAGGCGCUGCUUGCGAUUGUGCCACAGCGGCGGACCGCGGCUCCGGGGCGAGGGCGCGGGGGAGGUGCCGGCAGCGCGCAUGCGGCGCGGAGAUGGAGCCCUGUGGGAGAGCUCAGCCAUGACUUCCAAGCCUGAGCUUGCACAAGGCUUCAGCCUGAGCUGAAGUUUACCUUUGGGAUGUAGAAAACUAGUUAAGAUCAUGUGCAGGCUGGCACCAAUGCGAUUAUAUACACUGUCCAAACGGCAUUUUGUCCUGGUCUUUGUAGUAUUCUUUGUUUGUUUUGGUUUGACAGUCUUCAUAGGAAUAGCAGGUCCUAAUGUAAUUGAAACUUCCGUAGCAAGAACUGACUUAAAUAACAGUCUGAAGCUGAGGCCAUUUAAUUUAAGUUCACCACCACUGUCUACUUACAAUCAGCAGCUGUGGCUGACCUGCGUAGUUGAGCUGGAUCAGCAUGAUGUAUCCCUCAAAAAGAAUGUUACUAUGACAGUCAAAGUGCUUGGAGUGGUGAAGGAUGGAAGCACGCCAUAUGUUAAUAAUCAAGUUCACAACCGGACAAGAUUACUCAGCUGUGCACAAAAAUGUACUGAAAUCAUUGUUGCUCAUCUUGGCUACCUGAAUUACACUCAGUACAACAUAUUUGUUAACUUUGAAGAUCUAAAUAAGUUGACUUAUACUAUCCAAAAUAUUACUUUCACAUGGAAGACCUACAAUCCAAAUUUUUCACAGGUGGAAAUCUGGUUCCGAUUUGUCUUUGUGGUUCUUACUUUCAUGGUCACGUGUCUGUUUGCACAUUCUCUACGAAAAUUUUCCAUGAGAGACUGGGGUAUUGAACAGAAAUGGAUGUCCAUCCUUCUUCCCCUCCUGCUACUUUACAAUGAUCCAUUUUUCCCCCUUUCUUUUUUGGUGAACAGUUGGUUUCCUGGGAUGCUUGAUGAUCUAUUCCAGUCACUGUUCUUGUGUGCAUUGUUGUUGUUCUGGCUUUGUGUCUACCAUGGUAUAAGAGUGCAGGGGGAAAGGAAGUGCUUGACUUUCUAUCUGCCCAAAUUCUUUAUUGUUGGACUAUUGUGGCUGGCCUCUGUUACAUUAGGAAUAUGGCAAACUGUUAAUGAAGUACAUGAUCCUACAUACCAAUACAGGGUUGACACAGGUAAUUUCCAGGGAAUGAAAAUCUUCUUCCUUGUGGUGGCAACCACGUACAUUCUCUACCUUUUAUUCCUGAUAGUGAGGGCAUGUUCAGAACUUCGUAACAUGCCUUAUGUUGAUCUCAGGUUAAAAUUCCUGACUGCAUUAACUUUUGUAGUGCUCAUCAUUAGCAUUGUUAUACUCUAUCUACGCUUUGGAGCACAAGUUCUACAGGACAACUUUGUUGCUGAACUGUCGACUCACUAUCAGAAUUCAGCAGAAUUCUUAUCAUUUUAUGGCUUAUUGAACUUUUAUCUCUACACAUUAGCCUUUGUGUAUUCCCCCUCAAAGAAUGCGCUGUAUGAAUCACAAUUGAAAGACAAUCCUGCUUUUUCUAUGCUGAAUGAUUCAGAUGAUGAUGUGAUUUAUGGGAGUGACUAUGAAGAAAUGCCACUUCAGAAUGGCCAAGCUAUUAGAGCCAAGUAUAAAGAAGAAUCAGACAGUGAUUGAUUAAAUGUGGUCAGACUUGCUCAGCUGGGAUCAAAGCAACUUUUUAAGUUUUCCUGGAUGGACCGUUUUCUUAGCUUUCUUACAGCCUGUUGUUGUUAUCUGAACACUGUCUCCCAGGAAUGACAUCUCAUUUCUAUUUCUGUUUACAAAGUGAAAACUGAAAAAAAGAAUGCUUGAAAAGGUUGUGGUGGAAACUUAAACCAAAUUUUUUUUACAGGUCUUAUAAAAUGUCUGAUAGCAGGAUGUCUGUGGACUAAAAUCUUUAAGUCUAUUUCCAUUUAGAAGUGUCAAUGAUUAUAUGUUGAUUUUAAAAUUGCUUCCUCGCUCUGUGUGUGUUUUUUUUCUUUUUUUUAAGGAUUAUAUACAGCAUACUGUCUGUAAUCUCUUGCACUUGUGCUAGCUCUUUUGAAUAUUCCUCUUUUCCUUUUCUAACUUACUCAUUUGAGCUGGAUGCAGGGAAUGAUGUGCUUUAGUUUUUUUUUUUUAAUUAUUAUUAUUACUAUUAUUUUUUAAAAAUGCAAGAAAAGACAAGCUUUCUGUUUCUCUUUUGAAGAAGCAAUAUUGAUUUAAAACCUUUGAGUUAAUUUGUUUGUCAGGUGUGUUGUAAGUGCAAGAUAUGUACAAAUAGUCAAGUUCUACUGAGCCAAAAUAUAGACUCAAUAGUGUGAAAUAAUUUGUGUAGUAUAGGUUUAACAUGCUUUACCACCACAACAAAAGCAUUUCCCUGAUCCCCGCCCCCUCCCGCCCUCCAAACAACCCUUUCAAAUGAAACUAUCUAGGCAGCAGCAAAUCUCAGAAGGAAGCACAGUACUAUUCAGUCUGAUUUUUCUGUAUCCCGGAGAAGAUUGUUACACUUACAAAGUAUACUGCAUAAAGUUUCAUAGGGAAGUACAGUUGCAUAUUCCUUAACAUUUCAUUUUUAGAGGCUUUUUCUGCAUCAAGAUUUUCCAUGUAGUUUUGAGUAUUAACAGGGCAGUUAAUCUAUGUUCUAGGAACAAUCACGGCUACUUGUGUUGAACUUGCGUAAAAGUUAGCUUCUGAGCAUGUUCUUUGCAUACUUCAACUACUUUUUCCUUAGGCAUACCACAAUUGGUACCUAUAUAGGAAGGUAUUUUUACAAGUACUUUUUGUGAUUAUCUGUGUUCCAGUCUGUGCUGGCACAGAGUUAUAUGGGAAUUCAGUAUUCCUACUACAAUGUUGCUGCUCCUGUAUUUCAAAAAUGUUUUUUUUCACUAGUCUCCUACACGACCAUUCAAUUCUGUAUUUAAGUGAAUGCUGUUCAUUUCUAACUACUUUGUAUACUUUGUAUUUGACCUGCCUGAAAGUCUCUCUUUUCAUGGAUUUGUAAUUGCUAUAUACUCUUAUAAAAUUUCUCUGCCUCGCUGCCGUAUAGAAGACUCUAAAAAAGCAAUGACAGUGAUAUGAAGAAGCAAUGGCAAAAGCAUUAGACAGUGAUACCGGCUUACACUAGGGAAUUGUGCUCGUGAUUGAACUAGCUUAAGCGUAAGAAUGCAAUGAAGUCCUACUAGAUUUUCUGGAUCAUACUGGGGGAAAAAAGUGUAGAUUUGUUCUGCAUUUAAACUACACCUGUUCUAGACCACUCCAGUUAUUGCAACUGGAGUUGCACACAGUGUCUUGGUACCUGUUCAAGAUCAUUAAGGAUCAUAGGAGUGCAGCUUGCUUACAGAGGACCAAAGGAACUGCUUCAUGUAGUUGCAUCCUUGCUGUCGUAAAAAUAGUUCAGAUUAAAUCAGUGUGCUGUUGAAGAUGAGUGUGGUAAGAUACUUACUGUAUGUGUAUGUGAAAGCUUUCUGAAAUUACACAGAGCUGUGAAAUUUUUCAAGGAUGUUUGUAAUUUAAAGCUUACGUACCAAGAAUCAUUUAUUUGGUAGAAGCCGAAGUACUAUCAUAUGGAUAAAGUAAGAAGAUUGCUGGAAAAAAAGAAGGCUUUUUCCUUUCUUAAUUAAUAGGUGUUAGUUUAGAACAACACAUGGGAAAAAAUUAGAGGUGUUUCAAGUUAGUGAGGUUGGUUUUUUUUGGUGAACUGUAAUAAGCUAUACCCCUAUUAUUUCCUUUUAGACUUUUUUUUUUUUAAUAAGUAUGAGAGAUGAUCUUUUUAUCCUAAAAGAGCAGAAUCCAUUCUCAUUUUUAUUAUUCCCCAGAUGACUGUCUUAGGUAUACAGCUGUUUGAAUUUGCAGUCAGAAUUGGGAGCCAACUAGAGGGCCUUCAUGUACCCCAAAUCCCUUUGACUUCCAUUGGAGUAGCAGUAAGUACAGGAAUUAGGUUUUCAGAAAUCAAGAUCUACAUGAUCCUGAUGUAUUCAGCUCUCUUUGGCUCUAUUCUAAAUUGUUUUGAAUAGAUAAAAUGUUUUUAUUUGACAAAUAUGCAAAGUGUACUAAUGUUACUUAUCACAAUCUGAGCUGGUUGUUACAAUUACCCCCAAAAUAGUGUCAUGUUUUGGGAUUUCAUUAACUAAAGAAAACAUUUUUAAUCUAACCUUGAGAUGAUUUUUUUCUAAGCUGUUCUCAGCCCAUUUCAUUUGCCAUUUUGUCUGCAUUAACUUUUCUACAUCACUGCAUUUAAAAUGGAAAUAGAAUUGGUGAAAAGGAGAAAUGUACAUUUCAAAAAAGUAUCUCACUACAAAAAUAUUAAUAUCCUUAACAUUUUUUUUUAGAUAUUAUGUUUAACCAAUUUUGGUCGUGCAAAUAGUUUUGUAUUUCAAAAGUGUUUGAGCAUGACAACAAACUUGGCCAAAGCACCAGGGCAUCAAAUUCAAUACAUAGUAAAAAGGCAAAAGCAGUGAAGCAGAUCAGGAAAUAGUUUUUCUAGCAAGAAAUUUCACUUUCACUCUUCUUAUUUGUGAACAAUUGGAAAGCAGAGACGGUAUUUGAGGAAUGUUACAGUACAGAUUGUAAAGAGCUUGGGAGUAGGUGGCAUAAUUCACUUCUGAGUGAUGUGUGAUGCUUUAGUAACCUACAGGUGAAACAAAAGUGAUCUGGAUAAGAGACUAAUCUGGCUUUGAUUUAGUUAACACUAAAGUAAUUCGGUAUUUCUAACCCUAUUGUAACUGUAUAAAAUGAGAAAAGUAUACAAACUGGCCCCACGGUAUACAGAGUUACUGCUCCAGAUGAGAUGCCUUUUAUUAAGUAAGUGCAAGAGUUUCAUGUUCACAGUGACCAAGAGAGACUUUUAAGAAAUCAGUUAUCAUUGAGUAUGAACCAUUCAUGGCAACCUUUUCCUGUAUUAUUUACUUGAAAAAUACAGUUGGUGUUGGAAACUUUCCUAGGACUGGCAAAGAACAGGAAGCGUAAGGCUCAACACCAGUAAGGAACAGCCAGUCCAACAGACCCAUGAACUGAUCUGGGAAAAAAUGGCUGUUUCCAGCUAGAAGACUUUGGUUUUUCUCUUAGUCGAGACAACUUUGUAUCCAUAGUGACAUAGUUUUUGCCCACUUCCUUUUGCUUAUGCCAGUAAUAACUUUUGCAUUACUGUAAAACUUUUCUUAAAGUUUGUAAAUAUGUAAAAUGAAGCUAAAAUAUGGAAAACUUGUGUACCAAAAUGGUAUCAAAUGUGUAAGAUAAAUGCUCUGUUUAAUGAGAAGCUGUUAAUAAAAUGCUGCUUUGAAAAAGUGUGCAUGGGGAAUCUGUUGAAUAUUCUGUGUUUAGAAGCUGUGUAAUGGCAGUAAAUUACCAAAUUAUUAUGUUGCCGGUAUGUUGUUGAACUUCAUCCUGAUACGGAAUACGAAGCAAAGCUAACAUUUUACUUCAAGCAAAAGUUGAGUGCUUAGUUUCUUUGAAGACUUCAUGUGCAUAAUCAUUGUUAAAUAUGUUCAUAAUAAAGUUUUAUAUCUUUA
This is a messenger RNA of Dromaius novaehollandiae (emu), 5613 nucleotides long. It is a transcript of the gene TMEM181, whose product is annotated as transmembrane protein 181. The transcript is spliced from 18 exons. The record is from RefSeq and is a predicted model, not a curated record. Bases 326 to 1759 code for a protein of 477 amino acids. Gene Ontology annotation, molecular function: toxic substance binding. Lineage: Eukaryota; Metazoa; Chordata; Aves; Casuariiformes; Dromaiidae.